Aaosphaeria arxii CBS 175.79 is the source of this 678-nucleotide messenger RNA. RefSeq lists its product as uncharacterized. The record is from RefSeq and is a predicted model, not a curated record. NCBI's taxonomy places the organism in Eukaryota, Fungi, Ascomycota, Dothideomycetes, Pleosporales. Gene Ontology annotation, biological process: mycotoxin biosynthetic process. Bases 1 to 678 code for a protein of 225 amino acids. The transcript is spliced from 4 exons.
AUGAUAUGGCUCACCUUUUUCAAUCUCUUCCUCUUCGUCGUCUCCGCCUUGACAUUAAUAUGCGUUGCCUUUACACAGCGGUCGCCAUCGCAGCAUCAUGUCGCGAGCUUGAUGGAACAAUUCGGAGUAUUCUCCCCUGCGAUGCAUAUGGUCGAAUACACGCAAACAAAGUUUGAGCUGCCAAACCCACUCAAUUCAUCAAAAUACGUCGGUAUCACAGAUGAAGUCGAAAACGCCUGGAUGGACAUCGCCUAUUUGCCCGACCAAAUGGUCUCGAUGAAGGACUUCCCUAAACUUGAAAAGCCUGAGGAUUCAUUGAAGGUCACUGACCCCAAGACCGGAGAGACCGGAUAUCGUGUCGGUCUUGAAGUCUUCCAUCAGCUUCAUUGCUUGAACUUGCUUCGCAUGUCGACUUACCCAGAGUACUACACCAAGCUCUGGUGGUCGGACACCAACGACAAGCCUGAGAAAGUCAGAGCGCAUUUGGAUCAUUGCAUAGAGAUUCUCCGAAUGAACCUUAUGUGUCUCUCAGACGUCAACGUGUUCACCUUCCGCACUAUACCUGGCCGCGAAAGUGAGGGACCAUGGCCUGACUACGAAUCGAAGCAUGUGUGCCGUAAUUUUGACGACAUCAAGAAAUGGGCGAAUGACAACGCCAUGCCCGACGAAGAUGUUUGA